CUAAAUAAAGAAACUCAUAGUAAAAUUGCUGAGGAAAAUUAUAUAACACACAUUUUGUCUCUUUCUAUGUCCGAAACAUUAUCUCUAGUGAUAUUGACGGCGUGCUAAUUGAAAUUAAACAACAGACUAGACAACAUUAAUGUGAUUACUCGAGACUCGUGAUUGUGUGCGUAAAGCAGAUUUGGAAACUAUUAACCCAUUUAACUUGUUCGUGACUAUUUUUCGAAAAUAUUUUGGGGGAGAGAUAUUAUUUUAUAGCUAUGUCCUGAUGUUAUAAGCAUCGCCGGAACUAUGUCAUUGAAUAUAAAAAUGUUACUCUCAUCCAUUUCAAGAAUCCAUUGAUUCUUGUAAUCAACGAAAAGAGUACCAUAAAUAAUUUUGCUAUAUGCAAUGGGUUAAUAUCCGUUCCGGCAAAACUUGUUAAUCUCCGUUCGAAACGUAAUCAUGAUCAGCAAUCAGCAAGCGUGUUAACUUACGCACUUGCGUAUCAUUUAACUGACACGCAUAAAAAAUACAAAAGUGUUUUCUUUUCGGAAGUAAUUAUGUCGGCACAAACGAUUCUAGUUGGACUAUCUAUUGACCCAAAUCGAAUAAGUGAUCAAUUUCGUAGAAAAGACGCGGUGAAAUUAUUGGAAAAGGGUCUCCUCAACUUUUUUCCACAGCUAAAAUUGAUCUUUGAAACAAACACAUCCGAUGGAUAUUUGUGUGUUUUCUCACAAAAUGACACGAUUUUUCUCAACGUUCGUUUCUUCAACCACGGCAUCAUUGCCAUUAACAUUGAAUAUUUUAAAAACGACAUCGAACAGCCGCUAGUGACGUUUGAUUUAACGCGGCAAGUGCGAAACCACUUGGAAAAAACCCUAAAUGCAAUUGGCCAUGCUUAUCCACCUAUACAUAGGAGUCAAAUUAGAAAAUAUUUUCUAUCGUCGGAUGAUCGAAUUUUCGAAUUCGAUAUCGACAAGGUCAUAUUUGAAGGUACCUCACCAUUUCAAAAGAUACAAAUUGUUCAUUCGAAAAGUUUGGGAAAUAUUUUGGUUCUUGACGAGCUUCAAAAUAUUGCCGAAUCGGAUCUGAUCUACACCGAAACAUUGAUGCAGCGUGGCAUUGAAAAUUACGAGGGCAAAGAAAUUUGCAUCCUCGGCGGUGGCGACGGUGCUCUCUUGUACGAGUUGUUGAAGGAAAAACCAAAGUAUGUCAUAAUGCUUGAAAUUGAUGAAAUGGUGAUGCAGGUGUGCAAUAAAUAUAUGAAGUCAAUUUGUGGCAACGUUUUGGAAUUACGAAAAGGCGAACAUUUUGAAAUUAUCGUUGAAGAUUGCAUGAUUUAUUUGGAUAAAUUUAUCAAAGAGAGUAAAAAGUUUGAUUAUGUGUUUGGCGACUUAACCGAUAUCCCAAUAUCUGACGCACCGUCCAAUGAAAUAUGGAACUUUUUUCAUUCAAUUCUUGAGCAUUCGUUCAAAAUUCUAAAACCAACCGGAAAGUAUUUGACCCACGGAAAUGGCAUCAAUAGUCCACAUUCAUUGAGUAUGUUUGAAAUGCAGUUGGAGAAAUUGGAUCCCAAGGUGAAAUUUACCAGAUCAACUGCAUUUGUACCGUCAUUCAUGGAAGAUUGGGUCUUUUAUCAAAUCGCAUUUGACAAUAUAUGAUUUGAUGACAUUUUUACGCGAUUGGAUUUGAAAUAUAGUUGUUUUCAUAAU
This is a messenger RNA of Contarinia nasturtii (swede midge), 1694 nucleotides long. Its product is annotated as spermine synthase-like. Lineage: Eukaryota; Metazoa; Arthropoda; Insecta; Diptera; Cecidomyiidae. The record is from RefSeq and is a predicted model, not a curated record. Gene Ontology annotation, biological process: spermine biosynthetic process. Gene Ontology annotation, molecular function: spermine synthase activity. The transcript is spliced from 5 exons. Bases 543 to 1643 code for a protein of 366 amino acids.